Messenger RNA from Larimichthys crocea (large yellow croaker), 2192 nucleotides. RefSeq names its product L-threonine 3-dehydrogenase, mitochondrial. The coding region runs from base 158 to 1270 and encodes 370 amino acids. The record is from RefSeq and is a predicted model, not a curated record. Gene Ontology annotation, biological process: L-threonine catabolic process. Gene Ontology annotation, molecular function: L-threonine 3-dehydrogenase activity. Lineage: Eukaryota; Metazoa; Chordata; Actinopteri; Sciaenidae. The transcript is spliced from 10 exons.
AAGCUUGUGUUUGUUUUUGGGGCAGGCUGGGUCGCCGAGCCUCUCUCGCGCAGUUUUAAGCCAAUCACCGAGGCGACGAGCCUCCUCUUCAACCACGAGACCUAACGUGGAUGCUUCAUCACAAACACCAGCUGCCUUCAGGACUCUCAGGUGGUGUAUGAUGCUGGUGAUGCAGUUGCUGAGGAGUGCGGUGAGGCACGCAGGGAGCAGACCCCAGCGCGGGGUUGAGCGAUUGAUCAGCUCGUCCUCACACCACCACCGGAUUUCUGCCUCUGGGAGAACUCAUCCUUCAUCUUGCACCGACGCCGACCACCCUAAAGUCCUCAUCACUGGAGGGCUUGGACAGCUAGGGGUGGGUCUUGCCAAGUUGCUGAGGAGACGAUUUGGGAAAAACAACGUGAUCCUGUCCGACAUUAAGAAACCGCCGACUGACGUCUACCUUAAUGGUCCAUUCAUCUUCUCAGACAUCCUGGACUAUAAGAACCUCAGGGAGAUCGUGGUUAACAACAACAUCAGCUGGCUGGUUCACUACUCAGCCGUGCUGUCCGCCGUGGGAGAGAGCAACGUCGCACUGGCCAAAGAGGUCAACAUCACGGGUCUCCAUAACAUAUUAGACAUAGCAACAGAACAUGGUCUGCGUGUGUUUGUCCCCAGCACCAUCGGUGCCUUCGGUCCAUCCUCACCAAAGGACCCCACCCCUGAUCUGUGUGUGCAGAGACCGCGCACCAUCUACGGUGUCUCCAAAGUCCACGCAGAGCUGAUGGGUGAGUACUACCACCACAGGUAUGGGCUGGAUUUCCGCUGUCUCAGGUACCCAGGCAUCAUCUCAGCUGACUCCCAGCCUGGUGGAGGAACCACAGACUAUGCUGUCCAGAUUUUCCACGCGGCUGUAAAGACCGGGUGUUUUGAGUGCAACCUGCGCAGUGACACGCGGCUUCCUAUGAUGUACAUCGAUGACUGUCUCAGGGCCACUCUAGAGAUCCUGGAGGCCCCGGCAGACACGCUGAUCAGCCGCACCUACAAUAUCAACGCGAUGAGCUUCACGCCGCACAGCCUCACCCAGGAGAUACAGAAAGUCCUGCCCGACCUCAAGGUCACCUACAACGUGGAUCCUGUCCGGCAGGCUAUCGCGGACGGCUGGCCAAUGGCACUAGAGGACAGCGCAGCGAGGCGGGACUGGGGCUGGAAGCACGAGUAUGACCUCCCGGAGUUGGUGCAGACCAUGCUGACUCACAUCAACACAGGCAACCAGGUGGCACAAGCCUACUGAGCCGUUUGUGGUAGCGAAAGCUUUAUUUAAGAGAGUGUGAGAGCAUCUAAGCCUUCACUGUCACACUUAAAAAUCACCAAGUCUUACCGGAAGUCUUAAAGAUCCUAAAUUAAUUUAAUAAAUUUACAGACAGAGAGAUUCUUAAAUAAUCACUACAAAUUUGACAAUCUACCUGAGAUAUAAACUUGAAUGUGAGAGGUAUGAAACAUUCCACACCACUCAGUAUCCUAUUUUUGAUUAGACCUCCUCCACCUUGUCAUCUCUUCCCUCUCUGUUCGUGUCCGUCUGCCCAGCUUUAGUGCAAAACCAAAAAAAACGUUGCGCUCCGUUAGAGCCACUGAACUCAUAGGAGAGUCGAGUUCCCUCCCUGAUUGUACCUUUAUGUAAGUAUUAAUGUUCUAAAGUAUCUGUUAAAUAUGCAGAUGACUUUGCCAGCCUACUGAAUAUACAUCCGUCCUCUGCAGCAGCUAAAUGCUUUACCUUAGGUCACCAAUAUACUGUGACCAUAAACAGUGGAAGGCUUUACCUCGGGUGCUGUCACUCUAGAAAGUCGUACCCUUACAGAACUGUAGGGAUAGUUUCCUGGUGCUUUAACCAUAGUUGCCUGCUGUGUGAUAGCUGGUUUCAAAGAAGGAAAGGUAGCAGGGCUCUAGGCCUUUAAAAUAAGCUUGAGUUAUAGAAGUUAUAGAAGCAUAGCUUCUAAAAAUCUACUUGACUUUUUUGCAAUAGAUGCUUUUAAUGUUUUCGUUUGCACUUGAAUUCUUUUUAUUGUUGCUUUCUGUUUAGAAGCCGUAUAAAUCUGUGAAGGCUUUAGAGCUCAGAUAGUUUUUUAUGUUAUUUAUUAUUCUGCUGUUUGCAGCUUUAUCUGUCCAAUCAAAAGAAGACUCUUUUUUUUUUUUAAAUAAAUACUUGUAUGAAACCA